Dioscorea cayenensis subsp. rotundata (Guinea yam) is the source of this 802-nucleotide messenger RNA. Its product is annotated as ethylene-responsive transcription factor ERF025-like. NCBI's taxonomy places the organism in Eukaryota, Viridiplantae, Streptophyta, Magnoliopsida, Dioscoreales, Dioscoreaceae. The transcript has a single exon. The record is from RefSeq and is a predicted model, not a curated record. The coding region runs from base 67 to 537 and encodes 156 amino acids. Gene Ontology annotation, molecular function: DNA binding; DNA-binding transcription factor activity. Gene Ontology annotation, biological process: regulation of DNA-templated transcription.
ACCCUUCACCUCUGGAACUCAAACCACACACGUGUGUCACCCAAACCAUAGCUCCGCACGUGUGAAAUGAGCGAUGGCCGGAGUUACCGGGGAGUCCGGAGUAGGUCCGGGAAAUGGGUUUCAGAGAUUCGAGAGCCGGGGAAAGCUAGCAGGAUUUGGCUUGGGACAUAUCCGACGGCGGAGAUGGCGGCGGUGGCUUAUGAUGUCGCCGCAUUGGCUUUGCGAGGCAAUGAGGCAGUGUUGAAUUUUCCGGGUUGUGUCUCGGCUUACUCGCCACCGGCUUCGAAAGCACCGGCUGACAUCCGUGCGGCGGCAGCUGCCGCCGCAGAGUCGACGAGGCCAAGACAGUUAGGGGAAAGUAGUGAGGUGAGAUCGGUGCCGGAGUUUGUGGAUGAGGAGGAGAUGUUUGAGAUGCCGAAGUUGAUUGAGAAUAUGGCUCAGGGGAUGUUGAUGACACCACCGAGAAUGAGCUCGCCGCCGGCGCCGGAGGAGGGGCCGGAGGAUGGAGAGGGAGGAGGAUUGUGGAGUUAUCCUUAGAGAAAAGUCAAAUGGUUGACUUUGAAUAUGAAUUUGGAUUUGACUUUGACUUUUCCCUGAGAGAUGAACAAAGGGAGGGAAAAUAGCUGGUUUUUAAAAAUAGCUACUACACUACCUUUGUGUGUAUGAGCUUGUGCUUUGAUGUGGAGUAUGGUGUGUGAGAACCAUGUCAUGUGUGUACCUGCUAAUAAGUGUUCAUUAAGUAAGCUUUAAUCUAUUAUGAAAAUGAAUAAAUAAAUUGGGUGUUUAAGUCCCCCCUUGAUUA